CUGCCGAGAUUCGGGCAGAAAACGUGGGCGCAGCUGGCGGCUCAGCUCAGCGCGUCCGGGCUGCCGCGCUGGCCUUGAACUCCGCUCCCAGGCCCCGCUCUAACCCUGACCGUGGCGAUCGGCCCAUGCAGCUCUCCGCCCCCACCCACCCCCCGAUCUCCCGCAACACGUCCUGUUUUCCACCCGACGCCCCGAAACAGCCGGCCGAGGCGGGGGCCGCUGCGCGCCGCUCCCUCCUCGCGGGGCGUCCCCGGGGAUCCCCGCCCGCCGCUCCGCCUCCGCCCGUCGCCGCCCGCGUCACCUGGCGGCCCUGGGCCCGAGGCGGGCGGCGGGGACCUGGGCCCGGCCCCGGCGGCCGGUGGGGCCGAGAUGGCGGGGCCCGGCCGGUGGGCGCCCCUGCUCCUGUGCCUGCUGCUGGCCGCUCCAGGGAGCCCCCGCCUAGCCCCUCCUCGGAACGUGACACUGCUCUCUCAGAACUUCAGCGUGUACCUGACGUGGCUCCCUGGGCUUGGCAACCCCCAGAACGUCACCUAUUUUGUGGCCUAUCAAAGCUCUCCCAUCCCCAGGAGGUGGCAAAAAGUGGGAAAAUGUGCAGGAACCCGGGCCCUGGAGUGUCCCCUGAUGUGCCUGAAGAAACAGGACCUGUACAACAAGUUCAAGGCACGUGUGCAGGCGGCUUCUGCCAGUGCUCGGUCCCCCUGGGUGGAGUCCAGGUACCUGGACUACCUUUUUGAAGUGGAGCCGGCCUCACCCAUCCUGGUGUUCACCCAGACCGAGAGGUUCCUGAGGGUCAACGCCACGUUCCAGCUGCCCCCUUGCACGCCCGCCCUGGACCUGAAGUACGAGGUGGAACUCUGGAAGGACGGCACCAGAAACAAGACCCUAUUUCCAGCCACCCCUUAUGGCCAGCCAGUCCAGGUGCCCCUACAGCCAGCCACCAGCGGGUGCUACUGUCUCAGCGCCAGGACCAUCUACACCUUUGUUUCCCUGAAAUACAGCAACUUCUCCGCCCCUGUCUGCUUCUUCCUGAAUACCCCAGAGACCAUCUGGGCAGUCCUGGCCUGGCCGUCCCUUCUACCACUGCUAUUAGUGAUUGCCACGGGGGGUGUGAUCUGGAAGAGUCUUCAGGGCAACCUCUGGUUUCAGCAGGCAAAUAUGCCACAGGCCCUGGACUUUUCUGGAUACAGACGCUCCGUGGUGACCUUUCAGCCCAGUGGACUCGAGGUCCCAGAUGUCUUGUUCCUCUAUCCCCAGAAGGAACUGACCAGAAAGGUCAGGCUGGCCCCUCAGGUCAGGGCCCUGGACACCCUGCAGGCAGGGUCAGAGGAGGACAUCACCGGGGACGAAGAUGACCAUGCCGGCUUCCAGCCCUACAUUGAACGAACAACCUUUCUGGGACCAGAGCUCCGGGAUUCAGGGCACUCUGAGGCAGGAGAGUCUGGCGUGGACUCGGGGCGACCCUGGACACCUGAGGUCCCUGGAGAAGACUCCUCUGCCUGGGAUUCCUCAGACAGGAGCUGGUCCAGCACUAUGUAUUCCUCGCCCUGGGACAAGGCUGGGUCCUCCGGCUAUUUGGCCAAGAAUGGGCCGGGUCAAGGGCUUGGUGGGGACCAACAUCCGGAGCUCCUGUCACACCCGGAAUUCUCUGAGGACGUGGGCUUCCCAGAAGAAGCCCUGCAGGACAAGCUCUCCUCGUGGGCCACCUGGGGCUCCUCGUCCCCACAGCGGAAUCUGCUCUCUGAGGAGCCCCAGGUGUCUCUUCGAACACUGACCUUCUCCUGGGACAGCAGCCCAGAGGAGGAGGAGGAGGAGGAGGAGGAGGAGGAGGAGGAGGAGGAGGAAAAGCAGGAAGAAGAGGAGGGGGAGAGGGAGGCAGAGGUGGAGAGCCUGGGCACCAGCAGCCGGGGGGUCGAGGGCUGUCUGAGGACCCAGGGCAGGAGUCGGGUGCUGGGGCACUACAUGGCCAGGUGAGCUGGCCCCUGCUUCCUGCAAACCCGGUGCUGCAGCUGUGGCUGCCUGGCUUCCCAGGAACCAGGACAGCGGAGACUGGAGAGCCCACCUCCUCACCGAAGCAGCAGAGGGUUCUCCCAGCAUGUUGGGGGGUCCCAGCCAGAGGCUGGUUGUCGUCUGGGUUAAGUGAUAAGAUGCCACCGAUUCCUAUGAGCCACCAGCUUUGGGCUCAGCUGCAGGAGGGAUGGAGACAAGAGCUGGCCACAUGCAGAGGUCUGCGGGGGUCAGGUCACUGCGGGUGUCAAAGGGCCAUCUGGGACAGGGAGAGGACUGGCCCUGCUGGAGGGACAUCUGCUGUGCCAGGGUCUCGCUCGACUCUCCCAGCCCUGAGCUCCCUCCUCCUGAGAGUCUUAGCCUCCUGAUUGGUGGAUUGGGGGGCCCCUAGGGUGAGCCCCUGGUCAAGAUCCAGCUGGCCGAGGGAGCCGGGGGAAAGGGAAGCUGUCCUUCAGAGCCCGGUCUCCGGAGUCACGGCACUGCACACUUUUUCAUGUCAGACAGACCCGGGUUCGGAUCCCGCUCUGCUGUGUACACGGUGUGUGGCAGGUGAGGCACCUCGCUCUCUACCUCAGUUUCUUCACAGGCAGCCACCGCUGGGGUGGUAAGGCUCGGGGGACCUCAGAGGGGUGUGGCACAGAGCCCGCCACGUCCCUGGUGCUGCCUCCGUGGUGGCUGGCCGGAUGCUCCUUCCACACAGGCUCCGAGGAGAAGCCAGGCAUCCCCCACAGUGACCAGGUGCACCCCCUGCCGGCCUGUCGCACCUGUGGGCUCCCCCCGCCCACUGCCAUGCUCUCUGCCCCUGCUCACCCAGGUCAGGGGACUGAACCCGCAGGGGCCAGUGCCCAGCCAUGGGCAGCCCUGGGCCGCGCCUCUUCCCACAGUGGGAGUCCCAUGACCGGCCUUGCAGAGCCCCGAGCAGGGACUGGACCCUUGUUGACUGCCCUGGUUGUAAAGGGGUCCCCGGUUCCUGCUGUCGUGAGAAACCAGUGUCUUCUGGGAACAGGCGACUGUCCUUUCCUGGGGGACCUCAGUUCACCUACACCCACCAGAUGUGGGCAGGCAGAGCUGAGUUGCCACCCGGGACAGGUUUUGAGGAUCUGAACGGCAGUGGCUAUUCACUCCACUAUGAAGAAAGACCUGCAUGGCCACUGUUCCCGGGGAGCUACGUUGGGCUGCAGCGGCUGAGGGCACAGGGAUAUGAAGUAUGAGCAAUCGGCUUUUAAUUGAACACCUACCUUGUUUCAAAGAGGCUGAGGUUCAGAGUGGCAAAGGCACCUGCCCAAGGUCACUCAGCAGUGUGUCCCUAAUGACUUAUGUGUUCCCAAGGGUGAAAUCUAUGGUCUCUGCCCAGCUGAGCCAACCCUUGACCCCGUGGCCAUCUAAACAAAGUAUGUAGGUCUCUGCCAGAAUUUCCAAAGGCCAGUAAGCUGGUAGGAGAACCCUCACCAGCAUACACGCACACGCACACUCACUCACGCACGCACACAAGCACACACCUCCUCCCUGGGAGUUUUACCUUCGGUGAGACUUGUCCACAUGGUUGAGCCCAGAGAGGAACAAAUUGGAACAUGGCUCCCUGGAAGGCCAUGUGGAGGGCCAGGUCCCGGAAACACCCGUCCCAAGACUGAGGUUCUGUCUGGGCCUCCACUGAGAUGCUUCAUGGAGGAAAGUUCAGGAAACUCAAGGUUGUCAUGGCUACGGUAUUGUCUUAGGCCCGUAUGAAAUACCCUCUUGAUUUCUAUUCUUCAAUCCUGAUAUUUUUAAAAGGGUUUUUUUUCCCAAAGUUGAAUUUCUGAGAUUUUUGGUAAUUCUAAAUUCCAACUCCUUUCCAGUCAUUAACCAAAAAACUUGGGAGACAUGAGGGAAGGACAAACCCUGCAGGAAGGUGUCAUGUGUGUGAGCAGCGACAGUUUACAAAGCCCUCUCACCGCCACAGCGGCUGGGGGGUGCGGGUGGGGUGGGGCCCUACUGAAGGGCAUCAGGGGAAGAGUGUGUCGCCUCAGGUUAAGGUGACACGUAUCAUUCUUUAGAGUGCUGAGAAGAUUAUGUAUUAUUUUUAUGUAUUUGUAUUUAUAUCUAAUUUUAUUGUACAUUUAUAUCCUAUUUAAAUAACACCCAAAUGGUCUAGUACCCCAAACUGUUUAAAUAAAGAGCCCUAUUUUUAGA
This is a messenger RNA of Sciurus carolinensis (gray squirrel), 4173 nucleotides long. RefSeq names its product interferon lambda receptor 1 (gene Ifnlr1). The record is from RefSeq and is a predicted model, not a curated record. Lineage: Eukaryota; Metazoa; Chordata; Mammalia; Rodentia; Sciuridae. Gene Ontology annotation, molecular function: protein binding. The transcript is spliced from 7 exons. The coding region runs from base 370 to 1971 and encodes 533 amino acids.